CCCUUUCGCCUCCCACCUCUGCUCCCUCCAUCGCAUCUCCCGCUUUCCCAUCAGCCGCCAUGUCCGUCGCUCUCGUCUCUAUCCUUGACAACGAUCUAUACAAGUUUGGCAUGCAGCAGGCCGUCUUGAAGCUGUAUCCAAACGCCCAUGUUGUCUAUCGCUUCAAAAACCGCGACCCUUCUAUGAGGUUCGACCGGCCUGGCUUUGAGCAGCUCGUUGCCUCCAUCAAAGGAUUCGCCAACCUGCGCCUGACUUUGGACGAAAAGGCGUACCUGACCAACAAAUGCCCGUACUUCGAGCCCGAGUACAUCGAGUAUCUCGAUCGGUUCCGCUUCGAUCCCGACGCCGUGAGCUGCCAGCUCGACGACACCACGGGCCAGGUCCAGAUCGAGAUCAGCGGCAAAUGGAGCGAGGUCAUCCUCUUCGAGGUGCCCGUUCUGGCGCUCGUCUCGGAGGUGUAUUUUGCCCACAUGGACCGCAACUGGACCAGCAAGGGCCAGUUCGAGCGGGCAUACGAGAAGCUGCAGCUGCUUGUCGGCAACGGCUGCGUCUUCUCCGACUUUGGCACCCGCCGGCGCCGGUCCUUCAAGACCCAAGACACCGUCGUAAGGGCCCUCGUCGAGGGCUCCCAAAGCGGCCAGCUCCAAGGCUCAGGCCAAUUCACGGGAACCAGCAACGUCUAUCUUGCGAUGAAGUACGGCGUGCCGCCCAUCGGCACCGUCGCCCACGAAUGGACCAUGGCUGUCUCUGUCCUGGAGAGGGACUUGCUCCACGCCAACAGGAAUGCCCUCCGCAAAUGGCUCGAGGCCUAUCCAAGACACUUCAAAACCGCUCUUACAGACACCUUCGGAACCCAGGUCUUCUUUGAGGACUUUGAUGCCGCCCUGGCAAACGGCUUUGACGGGCUGCGCCAGGACUCGGGCGACCCCAAGGUCUUUUUCGAUCUUGCCAUGAACCACUACCGCAAGCUCGGCAUCAGUCCCGCGGGCAAGGCUCUGGUGUUUUCAGACUCGCUCAACACUGCAAAAUGCAUCGAGCUCGCGCGCUUGAUCCGGGAGAAUGGCGAGGGCAUCAAGGCCCUCUUUGGCAUUGGCACCUUCCUGACCAACGACUUUGAUCGAGUCGACCAAGCCACGGGAAAGCGGCUCGAGGGCCAGAAGAGCAAAGCUGUCAACAUCGUCAUCAAGCUCUACCAGGUCGAUGGAGAAUACGUCGUCAAGCUCAGCGACGACGUUGGCAAGUACCAAGGCGAUCCCGAGGCUGUCAAGAAGGCUCUGGCCACCUUUGGUCGACAAGCCGCCAACUAAGCCGAUCUCAACAGAGAGGGACAGACGAGGAGAGUACCCUUUCCCCCUUGACCUGGAGCUUCUUGGGCAUCACAGCCCAAGCAAGUCAAGUCGUGACCCAUUUUACACUUGCUCAAGCACCCAUGAGUUGAAUUGCAGCUCUUCCAGCCACCGAGUUACCGCCACGCCCGCCCGCUUCAAUCCUUUCCGCAAUUUUGCUCGAUCUGUCCACCACUGCGUCUGCCGCCACCCUUGCAAUCACAGCUUGAUCCGAAUGAAACGCGACAUCUUUGAGCUCUGCCAACGGCGCUGUCUUGUCUCUUUGUGGUCAACAAUGAGCAUACGCAUUCGCCACCA
This is a messenger RNA of Polychytrium aggregatum, 1643 nucleotides long. RefSeq names its product Quinolinate phosphoribosyl transferase. Lineage: Eukaryota; Fungi; Chytridiomycota; Chytridiomycetes; Polychytriales. Gene Ontology annotation, biological process: NAD+ biosynthetic process. The coding region runs from base 60 to 1307 and encodes 415 amino acids. Gene Ontology annotation, molecular function: nicotinate phosphoribosyltransferase activity. The transcript is spliced from 3 exons. The record is from RefSeq and is a predicted model, not a curated record.